AACUUCCUUCACAUUUCAAAAUUCAAACGUUCAAUAGCAGCUCACCGGUAUUCAUCUCCGAUUCUUUUAACAAUCCCACUGCGGUAACGGCCGGUGAAGGACGCCGUCAACGCAAGGACAUAUCUGUAAAUAAAACAAACUACCUUACCACUUCGACACCCACUCCCGCUCAGUCUCUCCAUUUCGAAAUACCACUCUCUCUCUCUCUCUCUCUCUCUCUCUCUCUCUCUAUCUCUCUAGGGUUUCCACACAAAAACGCCAUGAAAGACAGCGACGAGCCUCGGGGCUCCGAUCCAGCGGACCCGCUCGACGGACUAUCCGUUCUCUCGCUGUUCCCCCGAACAAUUGGGGCUUCAAAAGCCCCAAGUUCAAACCGCUCCGACGACCUCGAAUCUAUCAACGGCUUCAUGAAAUCGAUGGCGUUGAGAAGUCCCAGCAAGCAUUUAGAGCAGGCAAAGGCCAUUGUUGAUGGCAAUUCAGAACUCCUGAAUUCCGAAUUUGCUAGUUUUUUAGCAUCUGAGAAAAUAAAUGAAGAUGUCGUGGCGGCAAAGGUUAAUGAAAAUGCCCGAGAACGGAGACCGGGGUUAGGCCGAAGACGGGCUAGGUUUUCUCUGAAGCUAGAUUCAAGUCAGCCUUCUGUGAACUUGGAACCGACUUUGGACAUUGAUCAUAUUCAAGACCCGGACGAGUUUUUCUUGGCCCAUGAAAAAUAUGAUAAUGCCAGAUUAGAAUUACAUCUAAUGAGGGGUGGAAGUUUGGCUGAUUUUGACUGCAAUACAUCCAAACCCGAACGACGCCGUCGACCUGGAAUUCUGGGGAAAACUUACAAGCAUCGCAUUUCAUUGACGCUUCCAGAAAUUGACGAUAAAUCCUCCCAAGUGACAUCAGGACAGGAAAUUCUCAGUCCACUUCAUUAUACUUCAGAACAAGAAACAGCCGAUCCUAAUGUCAAAUUGCAGGAAAAGGAUUUAAUUGGGUCAGUUUAUAAUACCGAGAACAGAGGUGAUGAACUUCUCGAUGAGUUACUAUCGGAUAGAUGUGCGAAUUUAGAUAAGGGUGGGAUACUAUCUUUCUUGCAGGAGCGCUUAGAGAUCAAACCUCUUGAUCUCGACAAAGUAUGCCUUCCUGACUUUCAUGAUGUUGGAAUGGAUGAUUUUAUGGACUUCGGAAAAACUUCGCGAAAGCCUCGUAAAGCACUAUCAGAUAUACAGAAUUUGGAGAAAGGCAUAAGUGGUAAAACACCUGUUAAACACAAACAGGCUGUAGAAAGCCCUGUUCUUUCGCUGACUUCACCUACCCCUCGAAAAAGUCCUUUUGCUUCAAUCUUGUUACUUAAAAAGCGCACGUUGCUGUCAGAUCUGCGGAGCGAUCCAUUCUCAGCCCUUGAUCUGUCACCAGCCAGAGAUUCUGCUUCUGUUGAACUUGUUGAACAAUCAGACCACCACGCUCAAAGGAAGGAGUUUGACGUUUCUGGUGAGUUGAAGUCACCGAUAGCUGAAAUAGGUGAAACUAGAGUUGAUGAUGUGGGUUCACAAGAGAUGAUAACAGGAGAGUCAAUCACUCCAUGUGAAAAAUCAACGAAUGACAACUCAGUCAGACUUCCGGUUAUUGAUGUUUUGUCAAUUGGAUCUGAGGGUGAAAAAUAUACCAAGGGGAGCAGGAAUGUUGAUGGGAGGGCUGUGGAAUACAAUGACAAUGGGAUUAACACUGAUACAGAUGUCCGAACAAAUGGGCCAAAUGAAAUGGAGGAGGAAAUUGCGCUUAAUACUGAAGCAGAUAUUCUGGCAAACAAACACAGCGAAAUGGAGGAGAACGUUGGAGAUAUGCUCCAGGAGGUAGGGUCAUCUGCAGAUUUCAACUGUGGAGGCUCAUCUAGGCCUGACGCUGAAUUUCAGACAGAUGGACGACAUGAAAUGGAGAAGACUGUUAUUCAGACCAAUUUUCAGGUUGAAGAUAUGGCACAAGAUGCACAACCAGAUAGCAACAUUGGGCAGCCCGCUAUGGAGACUUUGGACAGUAAUCAGACUCAUCAGGAUCAGUCUCUUCCUUCUGCAGUUGAGCCCCAUGCGGUGGAUGUAUCCUUUGACACCUCUGAUGCGCUUCCAGAACAUGUUAAGGAAUCUUCUAGGGUACCAUUGAAUGAGCAAAGUCCUGCCAAAAGACCGCCACGCAGCAAAAGGAAAGCAGUUUCUCAUAGGAAAAGCCUUGCAGGGUGUGGUACGUCUUGGGAAGCUGGGGUAAGGCGGAGUAAGAGAAUCAAGAUGAGGCCUUUGGAAUAUUGGAAGGGUGAAAGAUUUUUAUAUGGACGCAUGCAUGAGAGUAGUUCUUCUUUAGGCCUGAAAGUAAUUGGAGUGAAGUAUGUGUCACCAGCGAAGGAGACUGGUGGAAAACCCUCAAUCAAGGUCAAGUCCUUUGUGUCGGAUGAAUUCAAAGAACUUGUCGACCUAGCAGCACUGCACUGAGAUCUCCAGGAGUUGAAUUCUGCUGUGAGCUGCAGGGGGCAAUGCUUCUGGCCUUGUUUACCUAGUGCCAUCUUGUUUUUCGGAACAAUAAGAGUGUCGAAGUAAAUUCUGUUGUAUGUAGUAAAAUUCUAGCUAGGCGCAUUGUGACUAGCUUAACUGCCGUCAUUGUAACUCUUUAUCCUCAUCUGCGAACACAAUGAGAUCUGACGUGAGUCGAGAAUGGAGGCGUUCUUGAGGAGCAACGUAAA
This is a messenger RNA of Rhododendron vialii, 2710 nucleotides long. RefSeq names its product centromere protein C. The transcript has 13 exons. Gene Ontology annotation, biological process: spindle attachment to meiosis I kinetochore; attachment of mitotic spindle microtubules to kinetochore; kinetochore assembly. Lineage: Eukaryota; Viridiplantae; Streptophyta; Magnoliopsida; Ericales; Ericaceae. The record is from RefSeq and is a predicted model, not a curated record. Gene Ontology annotation, cellular component: kinetochore. Gene Ontology annotation, molecular function: centromeric DNA binding. The coding region runs from base 261 to 2462 and encodes 733 amino acids.